AUGGGUCGUAUGCACAGUCAUGGAAAGGGCAUGUCAGCCUCAGCUCUGCCAUACAAGAGAAGUUCGCCUAGCUGGUUGAAGGUCACUGCUCCAGAUGUUGAAGAGAACAUCUGCAAGUUUGCAAAGAAGGGUAUGACUCCAUCUCAGAUCGGUGUGAUUCUUCGUGACUCGCAUGGCAUUGCUCAGGUUAAGAGCGUGACUGGAAGCAAGAUCUUGCGUAUUCUUAAAGCUCAUGGUCUUGCUCCCGAAAUUCCUGAGGAUCUGUACCAUCUUAUCAAGAAGGCAGUGUCAAUUAGGAAGCAUUUGGAGAGGAAUAGGAAGGAUAAGGAUUCAAAGUUUCGGUUGAUUUUGGUUGAGAGCAGGAUCCACAGGCUCUCUCGUUACUACAAGAAAACAAAGAAGCUUCCUCCUGUCUGGAAAUACGAGUCAACCACUGCCAGCACUCUGGUUGCUUAG
Molecule: messenger RNA, 456 nt
Organism: Prunus armeniaca (apricot)
Lineage: Eukaryota; Viridiplantae; Streptophyta; Magnoliopsida; Rosales; Rosaceae
Source: the annotation of a GenBank genome assembly